UAUCUGAAAUCUGAGUUACAGAACACUUUUUAAGUGACAUCCUCAUCUCAUCUCGUGUUGUGUGUCUGUGAAAAACCAAAGUACCAAACAACUUAGGUUUGCUUGUCGUGUUUCUCGGGUUUCCUAUCACGCCUCGAAAGGGAAGAAUCAUGAUUUGUAAUUCUGGUUGAAGGCUGUGAGAGCUAUGGGAGGGGAGGUUGAACAAUCAUUCAGCAUGGAGUUUCAGGUAGAUUCUAUACAUUCUGGUUCAAUCUCGUUUGGGAGAUUUGAAAAUGAACCUUUAUCAUGGGAAAGAAGGUCCUCUUUCUCUCGUAAUAGGUACCUGGAGGAGGUUGAGAAAUGUUCAAAACCUGGUUCAGUUAUUCAGAAGAAAGCAUAUUUUGAAGCACAUUUCAAGAAGAAAGGGAUUUUUGGUAUUAUUCCAUCCACAAUUCACGAUGGAUUAUCAUAUAGAGCAGCCGGUGAAAGUGAUGGCUCUGAGGGAAUUGGUAAACAAGAGGAUUUUGAGUCUAAUAAUGACCACUACGUCCCAUUUGACGAAAUGUCCCAGAAGGAAUUUGAGUUAGAAGAAGGUGACAAUUAUGUUGAAAUGGAUCCAAGAUCCCAAGAAGAUGUCAUCCCAAUUGAAGAAAACCAUUAUAUUCAAUUUCGUGGAAUUCCUGAUGGUUCAAAUUAUCAUGGAGAAUGUGAUGUGAACGAAUAUGAAGAAGAAGAGACCAUCGAAGAAUAUCCAAUGCUUUCAUUUUCAAGUCUCGAGAUGGAAUCUGUCAUAAAUAAUUCUAAUCAUUUCGAAGAUGCCAGUGAGAACAAUAGUACUUUGAAUGAAGCUCAUCGAUCUGAAAAUGAAACAAGUAACAUACUCUUAGCUAAUGACGAGGCGGUUAUGGAAGUGGAAAAGGAUGAUGAUGUUACUGUAAAUACUGGUGAAUCAUCAAUAAGCACUGUGAAUCCACCAGCACAGUGUGUUGAGGAAACAAUUAUGAAUGAUCUUGCAAAACCUUCUCCUGAGGAAACAAAGCUCAAGACUCAACAGAAUUCUGAAAUGAACAAUGUUGGAGUUCAGGGAAGCACGGUUACUUCAGCUAAGGAUCCUGCUAGGCAUCCGAGUAGAGAGAGUCAAAGGAGAACAAAUAUAGAAAAGAAUUUACCAAAACUUACAACUCCAACUAGCAAAACUUCCAAAGAAGUUUCCAAAAGAGAAGAGAAACAAAUUCGUGAAAGCAAAAGGUUGAACCAAGCUUUUGAUUCUAUGAAGUCCAAUGUUAAGCCUAAGGCUGCAACUUUUAACUUUAAAUGUAGUGAGCGAGCAGAAAGGAGGAAAGAGUUCUACAUGAAGUUGGAAGAAAAAUUGCAUGCAAAGGAAGCAGAGAUUACUCAGAUGCAAGCAAUAUCACAGGAAAAGACAGAAACUGACAUUAAAAAACUCCGAAAGAGCCUCAACUUUAAAGCAACACCAAUGCCUUCAUUCUAUCGGACAACUCUCUCUUCACAACCACAUGGCAAUAAGUCUCACAACCAGGUUGUGUCAAAUAACACCAGAAGUAAGAAAGAACAGAAUAAACCAAAAUGUUCAACGAGUGGAUCAGAUGCAACAGUUCCUCCGAAAUCAAAGGUGGGAAACAAUCUGGAUACUGGUGAAUCGAUAACAGUAAGAGAACCACAUGAUAUCUCGAUCAAAGAGUGUGCCAAAAGUAAAGUAUCUGAAUCUAGUUUGAUUUCUCCUGCUGCAUCAACCAACCAUAGACACGUUCCUAAUUCUAUGACAAGUAAUCAUGCUUCUGGAAAGAAAGAAGGAGCAAAGGUUUCUUCACAAAAACAGAAGGUAUCAAAUAGUUGUAAAGGAGCAAAACAACAAAACAACGAAAGAAAUAAAAAUGGUGAAACCACAAAACACAGAAAUGAUAUAAUGAGAAAAGGUGUGAAGAAUGUUGGCUUCAGAAACAUUUCCAGAAGUGGUAAUCUUAUUGUACAUGUUUCCUAUUAAAAAGUUUACCACUUACACUUUAUAACUUGAGACAUUUCAGGCUCCAGCAUAAAACGAAAGCCGAAUGAUUACCACUUCAUACGAAUCAAUUAAGGCAUAUUGCACAUUGAGUUAGUAACAUUUCUUGUGUUUUAUUCAUGGUAUAUUUGAGACAAGUUAUAGAACAAUAUGGUCCAUGUUACUACUUCUCUAAGUUUGGUAGAAGUAAUGUAUAAAAUAAACAUGGAAAGUUACCCAAUAACUAGUAGUGGGCAUGUUUUUACUGGAUUUGGA
This is a messenger RNA of Vigna umbellata (rice bean), 2257 nucleotides long. Its product is annotated as protein WVD2-like 7. The record is from RefSeq and is a predicted model, not a curated record. NCBI's taxonomy places the organism in Eukaryota, Viridiplantae, Streptophyta, Magnoliopsida, Fabales, Fabaceae.